UAAGUACUCAUUAAAGGUACGGAUAAAAAGAAGUUAUCCGUGAUUAAGGCCAUAAUACUUUUAUUCAUAUUUCUUAUUAAGUAAUGCAACACAAAUCACAAUAGGUAGAAGGUUACUUAGUUAUGUGGUCGAUUUAUAAUUUAUAAAUAAAAAGAAAAUCUGUUAAAAAAUAAUUCUUUAUAAUGUUUUUAUUAUUGUGUAACAGUUGGUUGUGAACAUUAUUAAAGUUUUUAUAUAUUAGUUGAAUUGGUUCAUUGGAAACAAUGGCUCUUGGACAUUUAGAACCGCAAUAUGAACUUUUAAAUGGAAAAAAAAGAUAUGUCCAGCCAAUCGUACAUACUAUGGUAUUGAUCGGGCUAACUGUCCUUUUAGUAUUUGUCGUUAUUUUGAUGUUUUCUGUGUCCUGGAUGAAGUUUGAUGACUCUAAUAAUCAAAAUAUACCUAUAGAUCUAGUUCUCUAUGGUCCACAAAAGUAUACAAAUUCAGAAACAGCUUCUUAUCGUGCUCAUGCAUUUGCUAUUGCCUCAAAGUACAGCAAUAAAACUUCUUGGACAGCCAAGUAUAAAAUCAACCUAAAGAAUCGAAUAAACAAGGCAUAUAAUUUGGCCUGUUAUUAUUCUAUACCAACUGAUAAUACAAGUAAUACCCUUCAACCUGAUCAAAUCAAUGCUUCAUUAUGUACUCAUUUAAUAGUAGCAUUUGCUCAAGUACGAAAUAACAGCGUUUACUUCAAGAGCUCAUUAGAUACUGAUGUAUUGAGACAAGUAGUUAAGCUACGUGAAAUAAACCCAGAAUUAAAAGUAUUACUCUCUAUUGUGCAUUUUUCUAAUGGUUCACAUACAAACGAGGGGUUUUCUGAUGUUGUUGCCAGCAAAGAAAAUUUAUUCAAAUUUGUCAGUAAUGUCGAAUCAGUUGUCAGAGAAUUUUAUCUUGAUGGUAUUGAUAUUGAUUGGGAAUUUCCAUCAUGGCCUUUAUUAAAUUUAGAAGAAAAAUAUGGAUUUGCUAAGUUAUUAGAAUCCUUACGCGAUCAACUACCUGAUUCUCUUUUAACUGCAGCUGUUGCUGCUCCAUUAAAUAUCAUUGAUUACUCAUAUGAAGUUUAUGCUUUAGCUAGUUUUGUUGAUUUUAUAAACAUCAUGUCCUAUGAUUACCAUUCAUAUCAAUGGUAUUUCCCAUUAACUGGACCAAACUCACCACUGUUUUCUUCAGAAAAUGAGUCUGGCUAUUUCCGGAAUUUAAAUAUCAAUAGUUCUAUACAAUACUGGAUAUCAAAAGGUAUGCCUAAAGAAAAAAUAUUACUUGGCAUGCCCACAUAUGGACAUUCUUUUAAAUUAAUAAAUGAAGCCAAUAAUGGUUUUGGUUCACCAGCUUCUGGUUUUGGUAUUGGCAACAGUGGUUUUGUAACUUUUUCAGAAACAUGUGAUUUUAUUUCACAUAAAAAGGCUACAACUAUUUUUGAUCAUGAUACCCGUACACCAUAUACAUAUUAUGAAAAAGACUGGAUAUCUUUUGAUAAUGAAAAUAGUUUGGCUUAUAAGGCAGAAUUUGUUGCAUCUUUAGGCUUAGGAGGAGCUAUGGUAUUUUCUUUAAACUCUGAUGACUAUAGUGGUUUAAGUCUAUGUUCAUCAUCAGUAUUUCCAUUAACUUCUAGAGUAAAAUUAGUGCUAAAUGAUGAUGAUUUGUAAAUUAAAUUCUAAUUUAUUUAAAUGUAUACAAUAUCUAUAAAUGUUGGACAUUUACUAUGAUUAAAAGAAGUAUAACACAUUCCAAACUUCUAGACCAGGGCAGUGAUUCCAUUACAUUUUUUGUCUUUAGAUAACCUAUCAUAAGUAUUAAUUUAUAUAUGUAAUUGGCAGCAUAGGAUUAUUUAAUGAGAUCAUAAAGUACUAAAUUAGUUAUAUUGUAGCUAGAAAAAAAAAA
This is a messenger RNA of Sipha flava (yellow sugarcane aphid), 1920 nucleotides long. RefSeq names its product chitinase-3-like protein 2. The coding region runs from base 264 to 1685 and encodes 473 amino acids. Gene Ontology annotation, molecular function: chitin binding; chitinase activity. Lineage: Eukaryota; Metazoa; Arthropoda; Insecta; Hemiptera; Aphididae. Gene Ontology annotation, biological process: carbohydrate metabolic process; chitin catabolic process. Gene Ontology annotation, cellular component: extracellular region. The transcript has 7 exons. The record is from RefSeq and is a predicted model, not a curated record.